UAUCCAGCACAAAUGAUUUAUCAAAAAAUAAGUUUUCCAUUUUUAUAAGUUCAACGCUGUGGUUCACAAAGCCCAACCAACAAAGUCCAGCCAAAGUGGCCAGCAACGCGCGCCGAUUGCAUCCGGGUGGCAACUCUGGCAGCUGCGAAAGAUUGCAAAAGCAAAACGAAGAGAACGCAGCGCAGCCGAAAAAAAUUGAAGCAGCACUGCACGCGAUAUAUUUUGUAUUUUCAAAGGUUAAAGCCGCAUUCAAAGGCAUCCGCCGAGCGCAAACGAAGUGCAAAAGUGCCGGCCAGCCGCAACAUUUAGCAGCCGCAAAGCAAAAGACUGAUUUGAUUACAAGGAAUUAGGAGCAGGAACGCGAGGAUUCUGCACUGCACACUGAAUUGAACCCUAGAUAACACGGCAAACUGCAGUCGACGGGGAAAAGUCGGGAGUUGAAGGCUGGGCAGCAGCAGCAUCUUCAGGAGGGACGGACGGCGAAGAACCACCAAAACAAAGCAGAAAAACCAGGAGCCACUGCGCCCAGCAACAUGGAAGAUCUUCUCGUGGAAGUUCGGCUCGAUAAUGGCGCCUACUACAAGGGCCAGGUGACAGCUGUCGGGGAUGAUGGCAUCUUUGUGGAUGUGGAUGGCGUGCCCGAGGUGAUGAAAUAUCCAUUUGUGAACGUUCGCCUGCCGCCCGAGGAAACCGUCGAGGUGGCCGCCCCCAUUUUCGAGGAGGGCAUGGAGGUGGAGGUGUUCACGCGCACGAACGAGCGUGAAACCUGCGGCUGGUGGGUGGCCAUGAUCAAAAUGCUCAAAGCGGACAUCUGUGCGGUCGCGUACAUCGGUUUCGAGACGCCCUACACCGAAAUCUGCGAACUGGGCCGUCUGCGCGCCAAAAACUCGAAUCCGCCAAUUACAGCCAAGUCCUUCUAUCAGUUCACGCUGCCCGUUCCCGAGGAGUUGCGCGAAGAAGCCCAAAAGGAUGGCAUACACAAGGAGUUUCAGCGCAGAAUCGAUGCCGGCGUCUGCAACUACAGCCGCGAUCUGGACGCCCUGAUCGUCAUCUCCAAGUGGGAGCACACUCAGAAGCGCGCCAGCAUGCUCAAGGAUAUGCAUUUUCGUAAUCUCUCACAGAAGGUUAUGCUGUUGAAAAGGACUGAAGAAGCUGCCCGCCAGCUCGAAACGACUAAACUGAUGAGCCGUGGAAACUACGUUGAGGAGUUCCGUGUGCGUGACGAUCUCAUGGGCUUGGCCAUCGGCUCGCAUGGCUCGAAUAUUCAGGCGGCACGCAUGCUGGUCGGCGUCACCAACAUCGAGCUGGAGGAGAAGUCCUGCACAUUCAAGAUCAGCGGCGAGACCGCGGAGUCGGUGCAGCUGGCCCGCGCGAUGCUCGAAUACGCCGAGGAGUUCUUCCAGGUGCCCAGGGAACUGGUGGGCAAGGUGAUCGGCAAGAAUGGACGCAUCAUCCAGGAGAUUGUCGACAAGAGUGGCGUGUUUCGAAUCAAGGUGAGUGCUAUCGCUGGCGAUGACGAGCAGGAUCAAAACAUCCCACGCGAACCUGCGCACGUACCCUUUGUGUUCAUUGGCACCGUGGAGAGCAUUGCGAACGCCAAAGUGCUGUUGGAGUAUCAUCUCUCGCAUCUGAAGGAAGUGGAACAGUUGCGCCAGGAGAAACUGGAGAUCGACCAGCAGCUGCGCGCCAUACAGGAAUCCUCGAUGGGCUCCACACAGAGCUUCCCAGUGACGCGGCGCUCGGAGCGCGGCUACAGCAGCGACAUCGAGUCGGUGCGUUCCAUGCGCGGCGGCGGCGGUGGUCAGCGUGGCCGGGGACGCGGUCGCGGUGGCGGCGGUCCCGGUGGCGGCAACGGGCUGAACCAGCGCUACCACAACAAUCGCCGCGACGAGGACGACUACAACUCGCGUGGCGAUCACCAGCGCGACCAGCAGCAGCGCGGCGGCUACAACGAUCGCGGCAGCGGCGACAACAGUGGCAACUAUCGCGGCGGAGGCGGCGGUGCCGGCAACAACAGGCGCGGUGGCGUCAACCGCCGGCCGCCACGCAACGAGCAGCAGAAUGGCCGGGACUAUCAGCACCACAACCACACCUCCGAGGAGGUGCGAGAGACCCGUGAAGUGAGCAGCGUGGAGAGAGCGGACAGUAACUCGUCGUACGAGGGCAGCUCGCGGAGGCGCAGAAGGCAGAAGAACAACAAUGGGCCAAGUAACACAAACGGAGCUGUUGCCAACAACAACAACAAACCCCAGUCGGCGCAGCAGCCGCAACAGCAGCAGCAGCAACAACAACAGCCACCGGCGCCUGUGAACAAGGCGGCACUGAAUGCCGGGGAUGCCAGCAAACAGAACAGCGGCAAUGUGAACGCCGCUGGCGGUGCGAGCAAGCCGAAGGAUGCCUCACGCAACGGCGACAAGCAACAGCAGCAGCAGCAGCAGGCGGGCACACAGCAGCAGCAACCGUCGCAGGUGCAGCAGCAACAACAGCAGGUGCCACAGCAGCAACAGCAGCAGCCGAAACCGCGACGUAACAACAAGAAUCGCAGCAACAACCACACGGACCAGCCAGCCGGACAGCAGCAGCAGCAGCUGACGGAGAACGUAAAAAAAGAGGGCCUGGUCAAUGGCACGUCCUAAGCCAAGUGAGAAACGUGGGGAAAAAGCGGUAGAAGCAGUAACAGCAGCAGCAACUAACAGAUGCGAAGAACAACAUGAACACAAAUUGCACAUCGUUCAACGGAGUAACAAUGUUGUAUGCGCAGCGGGGGCAGCUUAAUAUAUUCAUCCUUAUUGCGUUGAAUGUGUAGCCGCCACACAACACAACCAACAACAAGAACCACAACCACAACAACAACAACAACAACCACACAUCCAAACAACAGCAGACACUAGAACAACAACAUCAGCCAACAAAAUAGCAGUCACUAACAAAUUGUUUGAGAAACUAUAUGAGUAACUAAAAAAAAGGAAACGAAAAAUUAAAAUACAUGAAAUAUGUAACAAAUGUAAAAGCAUAUACUAACACACACACACAAAGGUACACUCACACACACAGAAAAGUUCGAAUUAUACACAAAAAGAAAAAGAGGAAUAAAAGAAACUUCAUGCCUAGGCUUAUAAUUUGAAUUGAAACUAAAAAAAGCUUCAAUAACAAUCAAAAUGAAUUAUAUUUAUGUAUAAAACAAAUUCAAAGGCAAUUAUUAACAAGCAAAAAACAGAAAACGAACGAAUCGAAAGGGAAACAUUGAAUUUGUAAACUAAAACUUUAACUCUAAUUCGGGCAAUUAGCGUAGUUUUUCGAAAGGAAAAUCUAAAGAAAACUGACGGAACGGGCGCUUCUAAAGCGCCCUUUGCGUCGACUUGAAAAGUUUCUAGUUAUAUAUGCAUAUUAUAAUAAAACGAGUAUAAUAUAAUUGCAUUUUUUUGUUUUGGUUAAAUUAAUUUUAGUUGAGUCAGUCAUGUGUUUUUUGUGUAUAAUUCGUGCAUGCAACAACUUAAUCGCCAAGAAGGUUUUUUUCAAUUUUACCAUCAUUUUUUUGUAUUAUUAUUGUUUAGUUUACCAUUGUAAAUGCCAGGGCGCGUUUGGAAGUUGCUUUAAAAAUUUCAACAAAGUAAACGAACGCGACUCCAGACAAAAACCCAAAACAAACACGUUGAACUACUAGUUCGUCUUGGGCUUUUGCAGCGUUUGAUUGUUUAUUUUGUUUGUUACAACAUGGAAAUCCUCUCUUACUUGUAUAAUGUUGUAUUUAUUUACUAUUAUUAACACAUACCCACACUCACCCGCAUACCCCAUCAAAAUACACGAAUAUCAACUCUAUCACACACACACACGCUCGCUCAUACAAACAAGAAGGGAAACGCAUUGAAUUUGAUUUUGUUUUAUAAAUAUAUAAUUUACUUCGCCAAACCUA
Messenger RNA from Drosophila ficusphila, 3913 nucleotides. It is a transcript of the gene Fmr1, whose product is annotated as synaptic functional regulator FMR1. Bases 534 to 2636 code for a protein of 700 amino acids. Gene Ontology annotation, biological process: regulation of dendrite morphogenesis; negative regulation of translation; positive regulation of translation. The record is from RefSeq and is a predicted model, not a curated record. Gene Ontology annotation, molecular function: translation regulator activity; mRNA 3'-UTR binding; protein homodimerization activity. Gene Ontology annotation, cellular component: neuronal ribonucleoprotein granule; neuronal cell body; nucleus. The transcript is spliced from 12 exons. Lineage: Eukaryota; Metazoa; Arthropoda; Insecta; Diptera; Drosophilidae.